Messenger RNA from Closterium sp. NIES-67, 7098 nucleotides. The record is from the annotation of a GenBank genome assembly. NCBI's taxonomy places the organism in Eukaryota, Viridiplantae, Streptophyta, Zygnematophyceae, Desmidiales, Closteriaceae.
CACUUGCAGGAACACCUUACUCCGCUCGAGUGGUAGUUUGUGGAGAGAUUCGUAGGUUCUCGUAGACUCUGCCGUGCCAAUUUUGGACUAAGCUCCAUGGUAUUAGGAUGAUGGUUUCCCCCUGGAGCAGUCAUUAGAGGCCGCAACCUAACUCGGUCGCUGGACAAUUCAUAAAAUGACGUCAUACCGCUGAGAUUGCACGUGUUUAUAUCCCUCGCUACGAUCAAAUCAAUUAUGAUCGCAAUCAUGCUCUCCGUUCGUUUCCUUCCAGUCACUUCCAUGGCAACAUCGUUGUCCGUCCAUCGACCAUGGAUACUACGCGCAGGGCACGUAUGGCGCGUAUGAAGCUCGACGUCGCAGCGGCUCCUGAAGCGACGUGUUUGAAUCCACUCUGGUAGUUCCGGCUCCAAUUCAAGGCCUUGAACCGACCCGUACCGACCCGACCCGACCCGUACGGACCCGACCCCAAGUCAUCGCAGCGAGCGCACCAGUGUCGAGGCGCCUCAAAACUACACCCUCGCAGGACGCCUUCGAACUGCACAUCCCUUCCUUCCUUACAAGUCUUCAUCGGAGCGGUCUUCAUAACGCUUCAUCGCGUCCUUCGUCGCGUCCUUCAUCGCGUCCUUCAUCGCGUCCCUUCCGUCGCGUCGAGUCGACGAUCCACCAGCAUGGUAGCCCCCGAGCAUCUCCGCGCUUUCUGGAGCCGCUGCCUCAUCGGCCUCCGCACUGCCACCGCCGCGGUCCUCGCCGGCCUGCUCAUCCUACACGAGCCCUUCGCGUCGUGGUUACCAGUGCCCUUCUUCGCCGCCGUCCUCGCCAUCAUCGUCGCGGACCAGACCCUCGGCGCGUCUCUCCGCAAUGCCGCAUACACGCUCUCAGGCUCGGUUAUCGCCAGCAUCUCUUCCGCCAUCCUCUUCCGCCUCUUCAUGCUUCCGCCGCCGCCGCCUGCGCCCACCUUCCCCCUUUCCGCCUCACCGUCCCCGUCCCCCGCGCUCUAUCCUCCCCCGCCCCCCGGGUUUCCGCCUUCAGCUCCCCCCCCUCCAUCCCCACCCUCUCUCAACCUCGCCUCUCCAGAGUCCUUAUCCACCCUUUCAGUCUACUCGUCCCUCUCGCUCUACACUGAUGUGUGGGCGAGCCCGGCUGUUCUCCUGGUAACCCUAGCCCUAGCGACGGCUGUUCUCUCCUUCAUCGUCAUCCCGCCAAUCACUCGCAAGGUCGGCCUUGCCAUGCUCUCCAUCCUCCUCCUCCAAUUCUCCGCCGUCCUUCGCUCUGCUGACAACCUCCCUGCACCGUUCCGAACCGCUGGUCUUUCUGCUGGUGACGCCUCUGUUACUGCUUCUUCCGCCGCGGCUGCUGCUGCUGCUGCUGCUGCUGCUGCUGCUGCGUCUGCCAGUGAUUCUUCUAUAUACCCUGACGCGGCCUCUGCUCCCCGCAACGUCUUUGGCACAGAACCCUGGCUGUAUCCGCUCCGUUUCCUCUGCACCGCCCUCAUAGGCAUAGCCUGCGGCCUCCUCCCGAUGCUGCUCCCCCUCCCCGCCCUCGCCUCCUCCCAAGCCCGCCAGAAGCUCCAGUUUGCCGCCCGCUGCGCUGCCGCCCAGUUCCACACUCUGGCGGCGGCGUUUUGCCUGGUGGAUCCCCAGGCGCUGGCCACUGCGGCGAUUCAGGUGUGCAUCUUGGCGCGGGCGGCGCAGCCGAAUAUAUCCGCGUUGAAGGCCCUGGAGGCGGAUAUAUGGUGGGAGGAGCAGUUGGUUGAGCCGCUGAGGAGGUGCUGGUACUGGGUGCAGUGGGGGGUGUGGCGGGUAUGGCUGAGGGGGAGACAGGCGAGGCAAAGACAGAAGGAGAGGGAGCAACAGAGGCAGAGGCAGAGGCAGCAGCAUACCCCUGUUUUGGCUUCCCAGACAGAAGCAGCAGCAGAGGGGGCAGCAGCAGCAGCAGCAGCAGCAGCAGCAGCAGGGGCGGGUGUCGCGAGUGCAGUUGUGAGUGUGAGAGCCGUGCCGUGCCCAAGCAAAGUGGAGGCGUGGGGGAGAGUGAUCCGGGGGUUGCAGGCAGUGGACGUGCACCUGCACGGCAUGCGCAUGGCGCUCGACACGGGGCAGAUCAAGGAGUCCCCGCCCGCUCUGCUGCACGAGCUCAGGUCGCCCCUUGUACUGCUCGCGCGGUCUGUGGGGCUGUGCCUGACGUAUGCUGCGGAGGCGCUGGGGGGAGUGGGAGGGGGGGGAGGGGAAGGGGGAGAGGGAGAGCGAGGGGGGAAGGGAGGGGGUGAGGGAGGGGGGAAGGCGGAGCAGGAAGGGGGGGAGAAGGGGGGGAUGGAAGGGGAUAGAGAGGCUGGCAGGCGCGGGAGCGAAGGAGGUGCGUGUGGGGAUAUGGAGAUUUGUGGUGGUGCUCUGAGGGGCAGGGAUGUUCUGGGGCAGAGGCAGAAGCAGGAAUGGAAAAUGAAGGAGGCGGCAAAGCCAGCUGCUGGGGGGGUUGGCGGUGAUGCUGGUGGUAAUCACGCUACUGCUGCUCGGGAUGCGGCUGUUGGUGACGCGGCUCCUGCUGCUAAUCCUGCUGCUGCUGACGAGGGUGUGGGUGCUCAUAGAAGCACCCCGGUUCCACAACAGCGGUGGCGGCAGUGGUGGUGGUGGCCGUGGGGCGGGCACAUGCAGCGGCGGCGGCGGCAGUGUGUGCACGAGCAUGUGGAGCAGCUGCUGAGGGACGGCGUGCAGGCAGUCACCCAACUGGAUGCCGCACUUCUGCGAGGCAGAGAGCUCGCUUACUACUGCCUCACGGAUGGGCAAGCAGGGAGGGAGGAAGAGGGCGUGGGUGAGAGCGAGGGCGAGAGUGCUUUUCAGGCUGAGAAGGGCCUUUUGGGGUCAGGGCACAUAGAGAAGAGGGGCGUUGAGGCUCUGGAACAGGGACACACACCCAUGCACGCAAACCCACACACACCCCCGCACCCACCUCCUCACAGUCCUCCUCACUCAUCCCCGCCACUACCCUGCAGCGGCGCACAAUCCCCGCCGCACGACCCGCGUGCGUUUGUGAGCAGCACGCACGCGUCGAGCCUGGUAGCGUCGCAGUUCUUCCUCUUCAACGCGCGCCAGAUGGCCAUCGAGCUCCUGCACGUCGCCUCCGACAGCUGCUGCCGCCACUGCCGCUCCGCCCACGCCACUGCUGCGGCUGCUGGUCCUGGUGCUGGCUGCCCUGGUGCUGCUGGCGCCACUGCUGCUGCUGGUGAUAGCGAUGCUGGUGCUGCUGGUGGCGGUGGUGCUGGUGCUGGUGGUGGUGGUGGUGCCGCUGUUUCUGGUUCUAGGGCGCGGUCCUCCUCCUGCUGCAGGCAUAGUAGUGUGCGGGGCAGUGUGCGAGACAGCAUGCAGGAGGGCAGUGUGCGAGGGGGCAGGAGGUCGUAUGUGGAACCAGAGGAGCUUUUCAAUUCCAACCCUGCAGCUGCCACUCCUGUUGCUGCUGCUGCUUCUACCGCUCCUGCUGAUGUUGCUUCUGAUUCAACCCCCCAUAGCAACAGCAAGUCUGUGCAACAUGAUGCAGCCUCAAUGACGUCAAUGGUGCCACUGCCAAUGACGCCAUCCCCAUCCGGAAGUAGGAGCCUUUCUCGCUUCAGCACCCUCUCCACACCUCCACCCGAUGCCGCUACCCCUCCUGCUUCUGCUACUGCCGCUUCUGCUGCCGCUGCUGCUGCUACGAGCAACCUGCCAUCGACUAGCAGGCUCUCCUCUGCUAGUACCCGCUCCUCCCACUCCUCUACCGCGCUACCGCACGCUUUGAGCGGUGCUGGCACUACUAGUAGGCGCUCCUCUGCGUCCUCUGCCGCACUGCCCCAGGCUUUAAGCGGCUCCUCCUUUUCCAGGCGGUUAUCUCACGACCACACGCGCCUGCCCCAGGUGUUGUCUCUAGACGACGUGACUAUAGCGGUUUCUGGAGGGGGCAUGCGGGGAGGGGUGGGUAUAGAGGAUGGGGAGGACGAGGAGGAGGAGGACGAUGGGGAGGAAACUGACGAGGAGGGCGGGGGGAGUGAGGUAGGGAGUGUGAGGGAGGGAAGAGAGGUGGGAGGGAGAGCGAGGGGAGUGAGAAGGAAGCAGAAGAGGGAGGAGACCCAGGGGAGCCAACAGACAGGAAUCGCCGCUCGCUGCUUUGGUCGUUUCGGCGCUGUGUGCCUGCCUUGUGUAUACGUCUACUCUACAACCACUCGCCUUCUCUCCGUCCUCCGCUCCCUCCUCUCUUUUCUCCUCGCAACCGCCGUCUCAGUCCUCACUUCCGUCUCUGCCUCUUUCACAGGUAAAGACGCGCCACAGCGCGCAAUUGCCUCCUUCAAAGUCACCCUCGCUAUAGUCACAUCCGCGUUAUUAGGCGGUCUAGUCUCCCCCACGUUCGACUUCUGGGCGGCAGUCACUGUCGCGUUCGUUUCAGGGGGGUACCAGGGAGGGUCGUUCAAAGCGUCGAUGCUGCGGCUGCAGGGGACGGUAGCAGGGGCAGUGUUUGGGUACCUGCUAGUGCCUCUCACCACGACCCGUCUGCCGUUGCUGCUGGCAGCGCUGGGGGUAUGGGUAUUUCUGACGUCCUUUGUUCGGACUAGCAAGGAGUACGGGUAUGCUGGCGUUGUGGCUGCCUUCACUGCUGCUAUCAUCAUGCUAGGCUACCCUGCUCUUAGCGGAUCCCCUUCCCCUUCCCCGUCCUCUCCCUCCUCCUCCCCUCCCUCCUCCUCCCCUCCCCCCUCGUCCUCCUCCUCUCUCUCUCUUUCCGACCUGACAGUAGAGCACUAUGCGCUGCUGCGAAUCACAGAGACAUGCAUAGGGCUUGUAUCAGUCAUUCUAGUGGAGCUGUUAGUCCUCCCCACCCGCGCUGCCGCUCUAGCCCGUGCUGAGUUAGUAGCGAAUAUUACUCGCUGCCGUGUCUGCGCUGCUACUGUGGCCUGGUCGUAUUUCGGAGGGACGUUCGAGAGGAGGUUCGGCGGGAGGUUCGGCGACGGGCCCGAUGGUUCGGGGGGGAAAAGAGAGGAUUUCUCUGUUGAGAUGAGUCAGCAGGUACCUGCAUCCUUGGGACAUGAACUGCACGGUGCUGUGGGAACAGAAAGGAAGGCGAAUGGAGGGAUGGAGAGUGGUGUGGUGCAGUUGAACGGGGAGCGAGAGGAGCGGUGGCGCAAGGAGAAAGCCCAAGCAGUCAAGCGAGUGGCAGAGCUGCAAGCCGCCGUGGCUGCAAGCGUGGCUCGGCAGCAGGUGUUCCUCGACGAGGCUAUGGCCGAACCUGAGCUCUGGCACGCUCCCUUCCCCGAGCCUGCGUAUAAGAGGCUGCUGGCUAGCCAGCAGCGGAUGCACCAGCUGCUUUACUUUAUGGACUGCAGCUUAAGAGCUGUCGCUUCUAUUGAGGAGAUAAGCAGUGGAGCAGUGACAGAGCAGGCGGGGGUUACAAGCGACGUUAUGCCCGCCGGAACGGAGGAUACGAUGACGAGAAUAGGAAGGAAAGAUGCAGCCAGAGUAGAUCACAGAGUGGAUUACAGCACAGGCCGGAACAAACCAACUGCAGCCGCAGCCGCAGCCGCAGCCGCAGGGGCAGCCGCAGGCGCAGGCGCGGGUGCGGGUGCAGGAGCAGCAACAACAUCCAGCGGCCCCUUAGCAGCAGGAGUGGGAGGGAAGUUACUCCAUGGGAAACCUAGAGAGGCAGCAGCCAGCGCUCCUUUACUGGCAGCAGUGGUAACCACACCACCACCACCACCACCCAGCAGCGGCCCACUAGCAGCAGGAUUGGGGGUGAAGCUGCUGCACGGGAGGCCCAGUGAGACGGGCAGGGAGGUAGAGCGGCUGGUACGGCCGCUGAGGGGGGCGUUGAGGGAGCUUGAGAGUGAGAUGGUGGUGGCGCUGUGGACAAGAGUGAGGAGAUGGAGUGAGCCUGCUGGUGUGAGCGAUGGGGCACGGGUGAGCGACCAUCGCUCCCCUCUCUCCCGCUCUCGCCCUCCUCACUCUCCCACCUCCCGCAGCCACCACCACAACCAUCCCCAUCGCCACCACCCCACCCAAGACCGCACGCUACAAUGGCUGCUCCCCUCUCUCGCCGCCUCCCUCCCAGCCCUCCCCCCACUCCCCUCCCCCCACCGCCGCUCCUUCGCCUCCCCGCACCACCACCAGCAUCACAGCUUCCUUUCUUUUCCUAGCUGGCGCUGGCGGGUGCCCCAGGUGCCUCAGGUGUCUCAGGUGCCCCAGGUGCCUCAGGUGCCCCAGGUGCCUCAGGUGUUGUGUGGGAAUUUGAGCACCAGGAAAGGAGCACAGGGACACAGGGACGGUCUGCAUGGUAUUGGCUUGGACGAAGAAAGGCCAGGCGGGGAAGACCGCAGCAACAGACGAAGUAAUCCCAAUGAAGGCAUGUACAACGUGCACAGCAGAGGCAGGCAAGCAGGGCAGGCGGGGGGGGCGGGGCGAGCGGGGCGAGCGGUGCGGGUGGGGAGAGCGGGGAGGAAGCGAGCAAUGGAGGCGUUUGUGCGGGAGUACAACCGGGUGCUGGAUGUGCUGAUAGCGAGCAAGCGGCAGCACCCGUGGGAGAGCAUAGUGCGCAACUCGGCGAUGCUGUCGUUCAACUCGCUCGUGUUCAGCAUGCAGUCGCUCAUGGAGGAGAGCGAGGAGCUCGCCAGGAGCGCCAGAGAGAUGCUGCUGGUGGAGCAGCCCUUAAAUGUGGGGCACAUGGCUGCCAUACGGUUCACGUGACGGGGGGGGUGAGCAAGAUGUGAUGGUGAUUGUGCUCGUGGUGGUGAGAUGAGAAGGGUUCAAAGGCGGUGCGGCCCAGGAGAUGCCCGAGCAUCACGUGAACUGUAUGGAAGCGAUAAGCUGACUUUUGAGUCGACUCAAAAGUCGGCCGGGGAGAUGUAUUUUAAGUCGACUCAAAAGUGGGUCCAUAUCAGCACGCGUGGUGUUUGAGGGCACUGCUUUUGAGUCGACUCAAAAUACACCGGGAGAUGCCGGAGCAUCACGUGAACUGUAUGGGAGCGAUAAGCCGAUGGAUGUGGGGCAUAUGGCUUCCAUAUGGUUCACGUGAUGGUUGGGCGUGAGACGAGGGGCAUGUGUUGGGGGGGCAUGAUGGGAGAGCUCCGGUGGUGAAUCAAAUGAAACUUUAUAU